Colletotrichum higginsianum IMI 349063 is the source of this 2010-nucleotide messenger RNA. RefSeq names its product Hexose transporter. The transcript is spliced from 4 exons. Gene Ontology annotation, cellular component: membrane. Gene Ontology annotation, biological process: transmembrane transport. Gene Ontology annotation, molecular function: myo-inositol:proton symporter activity. NCBI's taxonomy places the organism in Eukaryota, Fungi, Ascomycota, Sordariomycetes, Glomerellales, Glomerellaceae. The record is from RefSeq and is a predicted model, not a curated record. The coding region runs from base 1 to 2010 and encodes 669 amino acids.
AUGGACACCGUUGGAAAGGUCGAAUCCCACUCUGGCCAAGAGCGGCUGGCCGAGCAGGCUCAUCGUCGCCGGAUAAAUGACCGAGCAGUCAUCGAUAACCCUCUCGCUGACUACACGGAUGACCAACUGGAAGCGGAUGUCAGGUCGUUCGCCCAAACAACCUUGCACGUUGAUACGGCGGCCCUUCUCCGAGCCGCACGCGUGGGUAAGGACAUCAGACUGUACGACGAAGUGGCCAGAAACCCCAGCGAGAGUGCCGGCAGAGAGCUCCCAGUCCAAUUGACGGCGGAGGAGAAACGGGCGCUUGUACGUGAACGUGAUGUUCCGUUCAGUGAGAAGGGGAUGUGGACCAUUAUCAUUACAGUAUCCCUCGCGGCAUUUUUGCAAGGUCAUGUCCAGGCCUCCUUUAAUGGCUCGUCGUUAUAUGAUACAGAGUUCGGUCUCGACACGCUGGUUGUCGACGGAAGAAACAAGAACUCCAAGCCAGGAGUCGAUGACUGGAAACUCGGGGCUGCGAACGCGUCGCCUUUUUUCUUCGCCGCGAUCUUGGGCUGUCCCUUGGCACUUCCUGUGAACCACUACUUGGGCCGCAAAGGAGGCAUGGUUGUAGCGGCUUUCUUGAUCCUUGUCAGCUCGCUCGCCUCGGCCUUUGCCACAAAUUGGCAACAGCUCUUCGGCAUCCGUCUGGUCAAUGGAAUCGGAAUGGGUCUGAAGGCCGUCAGCACCCCUAUUCUGGCCAGUGAGACUGCAGUCGGCUUCUGGCGCGGCACAUCCAUCCUCGCGUGGCAACUAUGGGUGGCCGCGGGGAUGAUGAUUGGAUUCGCCUUCAACCUGAUGUUCGACACAACGCCUGACUCGAACAAGAGACUGACCUUCCAACUAAUGGUGGCAGCCCCCAUGGUACCUGCGCUGGCGCUGCUGGCGUUUGUUAUCUGGUUUUGCGACGAAAGCCCGCGUUACCUGAUGCGCGUGUCGAGCCCGAGCUACAGCCCACAGCGAGCUUAUCAGAUCCUCAGGAGGCUGAGGAACACGGAGCUGCAGGCGCUGCGGGACAUUUACCUGGUCCACAAGUCGCUCGAGCAGGAGGAGCCAGCCAGCGGCGACUUCGCCGACUCCCAGCCGGUGCAAGGCUUCAUGGCGACCGUCGCAGGGUUCUUCCGCCAAUGGAAGCAGCUCUUCCUCUGGCGGCGGCUCCGUAACGCGCUCAUCAGCAGCUCGACGGUGGCUCUCGCGCAGCAACUAUGCGGCAUCAACGUGCUGGCAUUCUACUCGGGCAUGCUCUUCAACCGCGUCGGCGUGGAUAAGAGGGUGUCAAUGAUCUUCAGCCUCGGCUACGGCGCCGUCAACUUCGUCUUCGGCCUCCCCGCCAUCAGGACUAUUGACACGCUGGGGCGGCGCAAGUGGCUUAUGCUGACACUGCCAGCAAUGGCGCUUUUCAUGCUGCUCGCAGGGGUGUCAUUCAAUAUCCCCGACGGUGACCCCCAGGUCGCGGUGGUGACGCUGUUCAUCAUGUUGUUUGCGGCGGCAUACUCGCCCGGCCUGGGCCCAAUCCCGUUCACUUACGCGUCCGAGUGUUUCCCGUUAUCCCAUCGCGAGGCCGGCGCGGCGGUCGCCAUCGCCGUCAACCUGGGCUUCGCUGGUCUGGUCUCCAUGUUCUUCCCAAGCAUUUACUCGGGUCUAGGGCGGAGCGGGUCGCUGUACCUAUUUGCGGGCCUCAACGUCGUCGCGUUGGUACUCGUGUUUCUGUUGCUGGAAGAGACGAAGAGGCGGAGUCUCGAGGAUCUUGAUCUCGUGUUUGCCGUUUCGAAGCGUACCUUUGUACGACAUCAGGUGUUUCAGUACCUACCGUGGUUCUUCAAGCGGUACUUCCUGGGCAAGAGGCAGGCUAAGCCAAGUUUGUACAUCGACCUGAUCUGGGGGCCUAGAGGAGAAAGGUCCCGUGUGGAAGAUGCGGAGGGGACGGGACGGAGGGACAGCUCGGAGUCGGACAGAGACAGCACACAUGCUUGA